This is a messenger RNA of Pelobates fuscus (common spadefoot toad), 1163 nucleotides long. RefSeq names its product keratin, type I cytoskeletal 9-like. Bases 66 to 914 code for a protein of 282 amino acids. The record is from RefSeq and is a predicted model, not a curated record. Lineage: Eukaryota; Metazoa; Chordata; Amphibia; Anura; Pelobatidae. The transcript is spliced from 4 exons.
AAACGCUCCAUAACUCUAUCACCACAUUCAGGACAAGAGAAACCAUACCGAAACCACGUCCAGAUAUGCCUUCCUCCAUUGGUUGGAUUAAAAUGAAGGAAUCUCUAUGCGUACUCCUGCUCUUCAUGGUCUUUUGCACCAGCGCAAAUCUCUCUCCUUUUCGGAACAAUAUGAUGAAUAGUGGCCAGGGGAGAAUGCCUAACAGAAAAUGUGGUGGCAACAUGCCAAACGGUGGCUUUGGUCAAAGAGCAAGUUAUACAGAAGAUUUUAUGUCAGGAGGAUCUGAUCAUCAAGGUCAAAGAAUGGGCUCUCGAGACCAACAGUUUAGGUUAGGAGGACAUGAACACCAAGAUCAAGUGGAAGAUUCUUAUGAACAAGAUUAUGAGGACCAAGGAUCUGAGGAACAAGACACAAUGUAUGAUUCAGCAGGUGGUCAAGACAAUCUAUCAGGACUUUUGCAAACCUUGGGCCAAGGUUUGUUAGGAAAACCUGGAGGUGGUUUGCAAGGAUCCCUGCAGGGCAAACUCUCUGGGCUUCUUCAAAAAUUUGGAUCUGGAGGAAGAGGUGGCGUUGGGCAAGAACAACUCUCAGGACUUCUGCAAAAGUUGGGCACAUUAGCAAAAGGCUUUCAGCUAGGGGGUGACCAAGGAGGGUUACAGGACAAACUUGGAGGACUUCUGCAGCAGUUUGGUUCUUUAGGCCAAAGUAUGAAAUCAGGAGGACCCAAGGGCAACAGAGGUGGUUUACAAGGACAGUUCCAGGAUAAAUUCUCCAACCUUGUGGAACAGCCUGGCUCAUUAGGAAAAGGCCGGUUUGGUGGAGCUGCAGGUUUUGGAAGAAAAGCAUCUCAGCAAGGCAAAGGCUCUGGCUUCAGGGGCAGUCAAGGCAGAGGAGGCAUGAGCGGCUCGUUUUGAAGAAAAAGGUUAUUACGAGAAUGUGAUGUAAAGAAGAAAUCAAUUAUUAACACGUCUACCUACUGGGCACCACAAAAUAUUCAAAUACCUAGCCCAGGCAUAUUGGUUAACAUCUCCUUUGCCACAAACACAAAUCAGAAAUUAAAGGAAAUCAGUGGAACAUUACAUUGUGUGGACGAAUCAAACAUUUUCUCAGCAUUAUAAAUUGUAUCAUUGUAUGCAACAGAAAUAAAAGCUGAACUGAAAAUG